Molecule: messenger RNA, 615 nt
Organism: Erigeron canadensis
Lineage: Eukaryota; Viridiplantae; Streptophyta; Magnoliopsida; Asterales; Asteraceae
Product: 40S ribosomal protein S14-3-like
Exons: 7
Coding region: 1-591 (196 amino acids)
Biological process (GO): maturation of SSU-rRNA from tricistronic rRNA transcript (SSU-rRNA, 5.8S rRNA, LSU-rRNA); translation; ribosomal small subunit assembly
Cellular component (GO): cytosolic small ribosomal subunit; ribosome
Molecular function (GO): structural constituent of ribosome; mRNA 5'-UTR binding; small ribosomal subunit rRNA binding
Source: RefSeq, a predicted model, not a curated record
AUGAUAUUUCAUGUGUUUCUUGGCUAUUAUAAGAAUUUAACUUUUUAUUCGACGUCACCUAAAGGUAUUGAAUGGGUUGUUCGAAAUACCAUAAGGGGAUCCAAGGCAUUACCAAUUUACCAUGAUGAUGUCUCGGUCAUUUCGAAGCGAAAGGUUAGGGAGCCUAAGGAAGAAAACGUGACCCUCGGACCUGCUACCCGCCCGGGAGAGCUUGUGUUUGGUGUUGCUCACAUUUUUGCUUCUUUCAAUGACACCUUCAUUCAUGUAACUGAUAUCUCUGGACGUGAAACCUUGGUUCGCAUCACAGGUGGGAUGAAGGUGAAGGCUGACAGAGACGAGUCUUCUCCUUAUGCUGCCAUGCUUGCUGCACAAGACGCCUCCAAUCGAUGCAAGGAGCUUGGCAUUACUGCUCUAAACAUUAAACUGCGGGCAACUGGAGGUAACAGAACCAAGACGCCUGGCCCGGGUGCCCAGUCUGCUCUAAGAGCUCUUGCUCGUUCUGGCAUGAAAAUUGGGCGUAUAGAGGAUGUCACCCCGAUUCCAACUGACUCCACCCGCAAAGGUAAUGGUAGAAGAGGAAGAAGGCUGUGAUUCGAGUCUAUGAAACUGUGGCAU